UGGCUGCCAGCGUCACCGGGCACACCAACAUCGUGGAGUCCCUCAUCCAAGGAGGGCUGCCGAACGAGGAGGGGGGGGAGAUGCCGGGACGCGAGGACGGGGAUUGUGCGGCCAGUGGGAGGCAGCAGUGUCGCGGGACGGGCCAGGAGACGCAUCCGUGCUGCCCUUCCUUGGAGGAGCAAGAGGGCUGGAAGGGAUGUGGUGCUACUAGCCAGGAUGAACACCAGGGCCCGGAUGAGUACUGCAGUCGGGAGGCUGCUGUAGAAGCCCUGGAGCUGCUAGGAGCCACCUUUGUGGAUAAGAAGCGUGAUCUCCUGGGGGCCCUCAAGUACUGGCGGCGGGCCAUGGAGCUUCGGCACCAGGGGGGGCAAUAUCUAAGCAAGCCUGAGCCUCGGCAGCUGGUGCUGGCUUACGACUAUUCCCGAGAGGUGAGCACGCUGGAGGAGCUAGAAGCUCUGAUCACUGACCCGGAUGAGAUGCGCAUGCAGGCACUUCUGAUCCGAGAGCGCAUCCUGGGCCCCUCUCACCCAGACACCUCCUAUUACAUCCGUUACCGGGGGGCUGUCUAUGCUGACUCAGGCAACUUUGAACGCUGUAUUAACCUGUGGAGGUAUGCCCUGGACAUGCAGCAAGGCAACCUGGAGCCCCUCAGCCCCAUGACUGCCAGCAGCUUCCUUUCUUUUGCUGAGCUCUUCUCCUAUGUGCUUCAGGACCGCUCCAAGGGCACCUUAGCUACCCAACUGGGCUUCUCUGACCUCAUGGGUGUGCUGAGCAAAGGGGUCCGGGAGGUAGAGCGGGCACUUCUGCUUAACAAGGACCCAGUGGCGGACUCUGCGCAGUUCACCAAGGCAGUAGCAAUCAUCCUCCAUCUGGUCUUCCUGCUGGAGAAGGUGGAAUGCACCCCCGAGCAAGAGCACCAGAAGCGCCAGACCAUCUACUGCCUACUAAAGUGCAGUCCCCGGGCCAAGAACGGAUUCACUCCCUUGCACAUGGCUGUGGAUAAGGACACCACCACUGUGGGGCGUUACCCAGUGGGCAAGUUCCCGUCACUCCACGUUGUGAACCUGCUGCUAGAGUGUGGGGCUGAUCCAGACAGCCGUGACUAUGACAACAAUACCCCGCUGCACAUUGCUGCCCAGAACAACUGCCCUCUGAUCAUGAGUGCCCUGAUGGAGGCUGGAGCCCACAUGGAUGCCACAAACGCUUUCAAGCAGACAGCUUAUGAUUUACUGGAUGAGAAGCUGCUUACCAAGAGCAUGAUGCAGCCCUUUAACUACAUCACCCUCCAGUGCCUUGCUGCCCGUGCCCUGGACAAACACAAGAUCCCUUAUAAGGGUUUCAUCCCUGAGGAGCUGGAGGCUUUCAUUGAGCUUCAUUAGAGGAGGAGGGCUAAAGUCACCAGCCUUUCCAGGACCUGCUCAUCUUCCCUAAGAGGGAGGGGAAACCAAGAUUUGGGGGCAGAUCCAUUUGCUGGGUGCUGGAAGCCUUCGUUGCAUUGAGGCAGGCUGCAGCCUUUCCCGUCAUUGAGCUUAUCCGUACAGGGGAAGGAAACUCAAGAUUUUCUCACUGUGUCGUUUCCUCAUCGUCCCCAGGUGCCUGAAGCCUUCGCUGAACACAGUCAAGAGCAGACUGCAGCUGCUGUCUUCCCCAUUGCCAACCAUCGCAUCUUCAAGGCAGAAGGCAACUGGAGAUUUUGUAGAAGAUUCCCCUGCAUCCUCCCACCUUGUCCCGUAAAUGCUGGAUUAAUUCAGUCGUUUGUGAUUUAGGAUAACUACAAAUUCACAUACGAGCACCUCUCUUCUGCACCCCCUACCCCAAAGGACAACCAAUAGGAAUGCAAGCAAAGGAAUAAAAUAUCAAUAUCUUCCAUUUUAUCCUAGUCCCCCCUCUUCUUCCCAUAUGUGGCACAUCAGCCUAAAAGGUGGGUGGCUAGUGCCCAGCAGGGCUAAUUGCCACUUGCACCACUUUCUAGAAGAAUGUGGUGAUUUUUCCCUCUUUCCGCCCCCUGAGUAGCCAUGUGCAAAAGUUUGAGAUUUUGAUGGCUGUUUGCAAAGCUGAAUAUUUUUUUUCCCCCGCCAGACCCAGGCCUUGUCUGCACUGCAAGAUUUCUCCAACCCUGUGUUUACAUCUCAAGGCAUCUUAGUAACAUGGGUUUGUCAGCAAUACUGGCUUAUAUGAAUGGGGAGGGUUCUAUCUUUUUUUAAUCAAUAUGGCUUUGUUGCUGGCAAGGGCCUUAGUCUUACAGAUUUGCAUGAGCCAACCCUGUGCUUAUGUAGACUUAGAUCGGCAUGGAGACUGGCUCAUAUAGUAUUGUCUGUAGGCCAAAACCUUGUUACUUGAGCUGGUAUUUGUGAUAUUCCCCCCUCCCCCCCUUUCAAGCCAUUCCAGCUCAGAGAAUGUUUGCAGAUGGGACAAAGCUUGGAGGUUUAUUUAAAGCAGGUGCACAUCUGUACAAUGUGGGGAGUCCAUGGUUGAAAGAAAGAGCAGACAAGGAAUGUUAGCAAAGGAUGAUUUUUAUUUUAUUUUUUUAAAGGUUGAAAAGCUCCACUGGGCUUGAUCCUUCCUUGAAAGGGCUCCUGACUCAUUAUUUUUGGCUUUUUGGUUCUUUCAUACUAAGUAUGGUGCUAGUUUAAAGAGUGAAAUAAAAAUCUGUUUCCAGUUGGCUACUUUUGGGGUGAGCUGGUUUUGUUUGUUUAAGACCUGGACUGAAGUUUGCCCUGGGGCAGUGGGUAACAGAUAUUUGUCCACAUUGACAGAACCCUGUUUUGUGUUGACAGCACGAUGCAGUCAUUCCUACUGAGACAAAAAAUAAAAUGCAGGGGUUGCUUUAGCAGCCGGUGGCUCAUUUCUUGGCCCAGUUAGCGUGAACUGCAUCUGAGGGGGAAGCAACUGUUCUCUGAGCUUCCAGGAAAGGUCAGGAUGAUCAGAACCCUGACACAUGCCCAUGCACUGUGAUCUAAUCAAGCUGCUCUACUAGUAUUUACAGGCAGCUGAACUAUAAACCUCGGUAACCCAGUGUUCUCUUCCCUUUAAGGAUAUUGUAGAGCUGUCAUUUAGUUUUUGGAGUGUUAACUAUUAAAUGUUUUAUUUAUGAGGCAAGAAAGUUUAACUCCUUAUCAAGGUGUAAAGUGCAGAGUUAAUUUAGGUAAAGCAUUUUUCCUUCUGGCUGCUAUGGAUUAAACUGCACAAAUAAAUUUAACUUUGUGAGCUGAUGAGUGCUCCUAACUUUAAGUAAUAAAACAAAACAAAUGCUGAUGGAA
This is a messenger RNA of Pelodiscus sinensis (Chinese soft-shelled turtle), 3260 nucleotides long. It is a transcript of the gene FEM1A, whose product is annotated as fem-1 homolog A. Lineage: Eukaryota; Metazoa; Chordata; Testudines; Trionychidae. Gene Ontology annotation, molecular function: protein binding. The record is from RefSeq and is a predicted model, not a curated record.